This is a messenger RNA of Glossina fuscipes, 606 nucleotides long. Its product is annotated as atrial natriuretic peptide receptor 2-like. Lineage: Eukaryota; Metazoa; Arthropoda; Insecta; Diptera; Glossinidae. The transcript has 3 exons. Bases 111 to 455 code for a protein of 114 amino acids. The record is from RefSeq and is a predicted model, not a curated record.
UUUUAAGAAAUUUUGUAAUAAACCAGCCGUUCCAAGCGUUAAACCUUUCAUCUGUUCAUAGUUUGCUGGUAAAAAUCUAGACUUUCUUGUUGAAAUGCAUUUACAUUUAAAUGAGUUUCCAUAGUAUAACGGACAAAUUACUAGAAACAAAGGACAUCAUUGUCCGUCCACUAAUGUUGGAACUGAAGCGAAUGAAAGAAGAUUUGCAAGAUGAUCACUUGGGCUCUUUCCAACAAAGCGAGCAAUUCCAGCUUGAUUGGAUGUUUAAACUAUCGCUAAAGCAUGGUACUGUCGGAGGCAUGCAAUUUCUACAUAAUUCUGAUAUUAAAUCGCAUGGAUAUCUAAAAUUAUCCAAUUGUGUGGUAGAUUCUACUAUCAAUGCAGCCGAGAUGUCGAGAAUAGCAACAGUCAUGUUAUUGGCAUAUGAAGUAAAAGAGGAAAAAAAUUACAAAUAAAUACUUGGUGGAAUUCAAGAAAUGAGCAAAAUUUUCCAUCACCAAUAAACGCAUGAACAUGAGGGGACUACAAAUCAAGGGCACAUUUCUUUAGCUUUCAUUAACGCGUAGGGUAAUGGUAAAAUGUGUGUGCGUGUUUUAGUUUAUGAAU